GUGAGGAUCUGCUGCUUUUGCUACAAUGGCUUCAUAUACUGUAUACCAUCAGCAAGGAAAUAGUGCAAGUUAUUAUGUAUCUUCGACUGUCCAGGGAAACCCAGCAGGCUCUAGACCUGUUCCCUGCAAUUUUUCAGAAAACCAGAAAAAGUAUUUAAAUGGUGAAGCAAAGGCUUUGGGGGUUGUCCAGAUCAUGAUUGGAAUACUAAAUAUCUUACUUGGCAUCAUUCUUUUUUCAAGUCUCUCAUUCGCAUUUUCACAUACUGGUAUUCUUUUUUGGGGAGGUAUAUUUUAUAUCAUUUCAGGAUCUUUGAGUGUUGCUUCAGACAGAUAUCAGAAAUCCUUGAUUAAUGGAAACCUAGCCAUGAAUAUCAUCAGCAGCAUUUCAUCUGGUAUUGGAAUCAUCUUAUGUGGUAUACAUUUGAUUAUAUUUAUGGAUUUCUAUGACAGAUAUUAUUCAUAUGGGUCACAGUUGGAAAAUGGUGUGGUUGGUGUGUUGCUGGUGUUUCUGCUGCUCGAGUUGUGUGUGGCCAUUUCAAGUGCAGCCUUUUCUUGCAAAGUUCUCUGCUGCAAUGAUACGCCCAUGACUGCUGGUCAACAGUGUGACAUACAGUUAACACAACAUGAAGUUGCCUCAGCAAGUGCCCCGAAUUACCCCACUACACCCCAGCAGAUGACUUACAAUAUUCCUCCUCCUCCUCCUUAUCUUCCUUAUGAAUGUUUUCACCAAAAAUUGACUCCUUAAACUAUGUAAUACAGUAGUAACAUUUUAAAUAAAAAUUGUAAUAUUAAAUGUUGCAUCGAGG
Polypterus senegalus (gray bichir) is the source of this 806-nucleotide messenger RNA. Its product is annotated as membrane-spanning 4-domains subfamily A member 4A-like. Lineage: Eukaryota; Metazoa; Chordata; Cladistia; Polypteriformes; Polypteridae. The coding region runs from base 26 to 745 and encodes 239 amino acids. Gene Ontology annotation, cellular component: membrane. The transcript has 6 exons. The record is from RefSeq and is a predicted model, not a curated record.